CUGGCUGCUGCCUGUCCACACUUACCCACCCCUGCCAUGGCGAAGGAAGCGUCAGCUCCGCCGUCCACCCUGAAAGGCGGGCGCCCUCCAGCAGGCCUGGAUCCUGCAGUCUAGUCUGCACAAGUGGAUACCUGUACCUAUGCAGCACCUCAGUGAUUUCAGUGGAGCACAUUGUGGGGACAAGAAUCCAUCUGUGACCUUCAGAUUUCAGGAUUGAGGCAUUGGAUUGCAAACUUUCUAUGACAGGCAAUGCAUUCCACUCCUUGUUUGAAGGUCAAAUCUGGAGGUAGGAGAGUUUCCAAAAAGCAAGAAAAUGGAGCUGUUGAGAAAAAUUCCAAGAACUCUGGAAAAGAGAAGACAAGCUCAAUUGUUAGUGUUACAAAAAUGCAAAAUAUGGGUAUCUUACUAGCUGAUGCACUGGAGAAAAUCAGCCUCAAAUUUCCUGCAGCAGCAGCACAGAUGGCCUAUCAAAAGCCACGACCAGCCCUGGAGAAGAGUAUAUGGUCCAAGAGAAUUUACAUUAUCCAACAACCUCGGAAAUGUUAAGCUAUAAAGCAAAAUAGUCAUGUCUGCUUGACAGUGAGCUAGUUUAACCACAAUCUGCUAUUAAAUCCUGUUUGCAAAAGGACAAAAACAUAGGGAAAUAGUUUGCUGGCUGAACUGUAUUGUAUUUUUCUUUCAUUUCUGGCAAUAAAACACUUCAUAAGUAUA
Molecule: messenger RNA, 711 nt
Organism: Malaclemys terrapin pileata
Lineage: Eukaryota; Metazoa; Chordata; Testudines; Emydidae
Gene: DAPL1
Product: death associated protein like 1
Exons: 5
Coding region: 250-546 (98 amino acids)
Biological process (GO): negative regulation of autophagy; apoptotic signaling pathway; cellular response to amino acid starvation
Molecular function (GO): death domain binding
Source: RefSeq, a predicted model, not a curated record